This is a messenger RNA of Lactuca virosa, 660 nucleotides long. The record is from the annotation of a GenBank genome assembly. Lineage: Eukaryota; Viridiplantae; Streptophyta; Magnoliopsida; Asterales; Asteraceae.
AUGCUCGAUCAAAUCCCUUUCUCGACGUUUACAAAACUCUCAUACACUGUUCCUGAACCAGAAGAUCUACUUAUUUGUGGUUCGCUUGAAUCUUACGAUAAAGUCUACGAUAGAACAACGCCGAAGAACGAACGCCGAUUGGAGCGUUUCAAGAACAAGAAUUUCUUCAAAGUCACAACUACAGACGAUCCAGUGAUUCGAAGGCUCGCCAAUGAAGAUAAAGCGACUGUAUUCGCGACCGAUUCUAUUUUCUCCACUCUCAUGCGCGCGCCAAGGUCGGUUUACUCAUGGGAUAUCGUAAUCCAACGCGUUGGUAACAAACUGUUCUUCGAUAAACGAGAUGGAUCGCAGCUAGAUUUGCUAUCUGUUAACGAAACGUUACAGGAGCCAUUGCCUGAAGCCAAAGAUGAUAUCAAUUCUGCUCAUUCAUUAUCUGUAGAAGCCGCUUACAUAAAUCAAAACUUCUCACAGCACGUUCUACAGAGAGAUGGGAAAAGGUUACAUUUGAGGAGCCAAAUCCACUUGCAACCGAAGGAGAAGAAGUUGCCUCUGUUGGGUACAGGUGUAGACUGGAGGAGGAAGUUGGAUACUCAAAAGGGUGCAGUUUUAGCAACUGAACUCAAGAACAAUGCUAACAAGAUGCUAAAUGGACAGCUCUAG